CGGGCAGAAAAACAGAGAGAAGAAGGAGGCGACCGAUGGUGACACAUCAAAGCAGGUUCUAUGCUCCAGCUAAGGACCUCUGAGGAAAGAGACAGCGAGUGUGAAAUUUCCCAGCUCAGACGGGCGGUUUUAGAAAACAAUGCCAGGCUCCUUGACGAGAUGCUCUGCCAAGAGAUCUACAAGAAAGUCAUCAACCUCAGAGGUGGCUGGGGCAUCGCGGGCACACCUCUGCACGCCGCGGUGUCUAAGGGCCACCUCAGCUGCCUGCAGGUCCUGAUAGCCCACGGCGCCCUGGUGAACUGCGUGGACGUCAAGGCGCAGACGCCCCUGUUCACAGCCGUACGGGGGAAAUACCUGGACUGUGUCUUAACGCUUCUCAGAGCCGGCGCCAACCCCAACGGGAGCUCGUCCAACAACUGCUCCCCGGUCCUCACGGCGGCACGGGAGGGAGACGUGGAGAUACUGAGGCAACUGCUCAUACACGGCGCCGAGGUGAACUCCCGCUCCAAGGUCUUGCUCUGGACCUCCAGUGCCCGGGUGUCCAGCGGGCCGCUGUACCUGGCUGCUGUUUACGGACACAUGGAGUGCUUCAAACUGUUGCUCCUGUACGGGGCCGACCCGGACUACAACUGCACUGAUGAGAAGCUGCUGAGUUCGGUCAAGCAGCCCAAAACGGUGCUGGAGAUGUGCCUGAGGCACGGCUGCGCUGUGGAGUUCAUCCAGUUGCUCAUAGACUUUGGCGCAAACGUCUACCUCCCCACGCUGAUCAUCGAGAAGUCCACGAAGCAGAAUGAAGCUGUGGAGCUGCUUCUGGAGGAGAGAGGAAAUCCUAAAGCCUUGACUUCACAGUGCCGACUUGCUGUGCGAAAACACCUUAAGCAGAUCAACAAGAUCCACUGUAUCGACCAGCUGGAAAUGCCAACAAGUCUCCUAAACUUCCUGCAAUAUAAACAAGUCCCAGUCACUGUUGUGUAGAUGUCGAAGCGCGUGCUUUUUAUAAUGUUUUUAUUUCAGCUUCAACUCUUCUUCGGUUAUCUGUGGGGCUUUUGACCACAUUCGUCUUCAAUGUUCGUCGCGUGCUGCUGUGUCCGACUGAUCAGUCGAUACAAUUAAAUGUGUGAAUAAAU
This is a messenger RNA of Cololabis saira (Pacific saury), 1127 nucleotides long. RefSeq names its product ankyrin repeat and SOCS box-containing 12a (gene asb12a). Gene Ontology annotation, biological process: intracellular signal transduction. The transcript is spliced from 3 exons. NCBI's taxonomy places the organism in Eukaryota, Metazoa, Chordata, Actinopteri, Beloniformes, Belonidae. The record is from RefSeq and is a predicted model, not a curated record. Gene Ontology annotation, molecular function: protein binding. Bases 61 to 975 code for a protein of 304 amino acids.